CUUUGCUUUCCAACCCCCCUUUUUUUCUUUUUUUUUAUCUGUAUAACAAUAAAAAUAAUGGAUAUUAAAGCAUUACAACGAAAAGUAUUCAAGACAAAGAAAGAUUUAAAGGAUUGGGAAGCCGUAUUUGCAAAGAAACAUGGACGUCCACCUACUGUACAAGACGUCAGUGACAGACCCAACAUUGAGAAAGUAUACAAGAAAUAUAACCAAUUAAAAAAGACAUUGAAACAAGAGUUAGAAGCAGGCUUAUUUACGUCCAGUGUUUCUCCUCCUGAUACCACCACUUCUUCUCAUCAAACCUCCAAUGCAUCCUCACCUGAUCGACGACCCAAUGUAGAGUUUGUCGCCUCACCUCGUCCUUCUCCUCCUCCUCCUCCUCCUCCUUCUUCUAACAACAAAAAAAUGUUGGCAGAGGAUGAGGCCUUUUGGUUAGGCGUACCCCCAACCUCCCAAUCUGAAUUCACAAGCUUCUCUCAACCCAUCACCACAUCCUUCAACUUUACCGAGACAGAAAUACCCCGCAUGUCCUCUACACAACAACCCAGUCGCUUGAUCUUGGGUAGCUCUCAAACCAAACGUAAAAUCAAGCAAUCCUUUGGCCGAAAUCCUUUCCAGCGAGCCACAGCGAAAGCCACAACAUCCACAUCAUUUAGCAGCAGUCAACCACAACAACCACAAAAACAAAAGCAGCAACAACAACAACAACAAUCACAAGAGCAACAGCCAUUGGAUAUGGAAACAGACGAUGAAGACGAACAUAUACAGAUUGUGAAUCAUGAAGUGAAUCCGUUUAGGAAUUACGAUCCUUCUUUAUUUCAAUGGGAGGAUCCUAGUUUUUCGGUGGGACCUGGAUUUUUUGCCAAAGCCUCGUCGUGCUACUUGUUGCCCAUGUUAAAUGAACCUUCUCGAAGGGAUCGUGUAUUGCGUAAAUUAGAAAAAGGUACACUGGGUGAAGUCUUACCGGAGAAUCAAUCAAUGGAAGAAGAUUUGGAUGAAGAUAUGCGACAAUUUAUUACACAGCACAGUCAACUUGAUCCCAACUCAUUUGAGUCGGCAAUAGCAGAUAUUGAUCAGGAAUUGUUGAAUUCAUCAUCCUAUGUUUAUAAAAAGAAACCACUUCAAAAACGACAAACCAAGUUAUUUAAGAUGAAAUUUGUUGAAACACAUUAAAAGUAAAGCAGGUUCUUUUCUGUACAGACAUAUACAUCAUAAUAAUAAUAAUAAUAAUAAAAAAAAAACGGAAAAGAAAGAGAGAAUAUUUUAUUUAUA
This is a messenger RNA of Mucor mucedo, 1272 nucleotides long. RefSeq lists its product as uncharacterized. Gene Ontology annotation, biological process: DNA replication. The coding region runs from base 58 to 1173 and encodes 371 amino acids. The transcript is spliced from 4 exons. The record is from RefSeq and is a predicted model, not a curated record. Lineage: Eukaryota; Fungi; Mucoromycota; Mucoromycetes; Mucorales; Mucoraceae.